Messenger RNA from Schizosaccharomyces japonicus yFS275, 2647 nucleotides. RefSeq names its product membrane transporter. The record is from RefSeq and is a predicted model, not a curated record. The transcript has 3 exons. Gene Ontology annotation, biological process: plasma membrane phospholipid scrambling. The coding region runs from base 75 to 2003 and encodes 642 amino acids. Lineage: Eukaryota; Fungi; Ascomycota; Schizosaccharomycetes; Schizosaccharomycetales; Schizosaccharomycetaceae. Gene Ontology annotation, cellular component: cortical endoplasmic reticulum; endoplasmic reticulum-plasma membrane contact site; membrane.
AAAGAAACAGCACGGCCAUGCUCGGACUUGUCCUUCGCGUAUAUCAUUAUUCAUAAGCUCGAUGUCUGUUUAAGAUGGAAAAACAGUAUUCAACGUUGAACACAGACAUCGUGAAAAAGUGUCACCUCAUUGUUGAGGUUAAGUCAACGAGUUCUUCAAGCUCGGAAACUGUUAAAAAUGUAUUAGCGAACUUACAGGCCGCUGGGUUUCGUGUGGCUGUUCGUCCUGCUUCUGAGACGACAAUCUUUGUUUUUGUGCAAGCUCCAGAGCCUCUCAUUCACGACUUGGUUGAUGAAGACAGAAAGGAAUCUUUUCUUUGCGGUCUACUGAACAGACCUGAGGACAUGGACUCCUAUGGCAGCUGUUUAAUUGAACCCUCGGAAGCUCUCCGUGUUGUGUUUGAAAGAUUAACAGGUCUUCAGAAGAAGGUUGUUUGGGAAUGGGCCCUGGGUGCAAGGCUUAUCCGGACAUUGUCAAAAUCUUUGCACCCCAUAACAAAACACAAUGUUAAAGCGCACUUAGGUUCCGAAGUUUCUUUGUACUUUGCGUUUAUGCAAUUCUAUUUCUUAAACUUAGUUGUCCCCUCUGCUUGGGGUGUAUUUUGUUACUAUUUUUUGGGUGAUUAUUCUUUUAUUUUUGCGUUCGGCAUCCUUCUUUGGGGAAUAUUUUUCGCACAAGCUUGGAAAGUGCGCGAACGCUCGCUUUCCCAACGUUGGUCAAUCAACGGAUGUGACCGCAAGGAGAAAUGCGUGCAGGAAUUUAAGCCUUUGAGUUUCAAAGUUGACUCUUUCACCGGCCGCGCUCGCCCAUUCUUUCCCCAGUGGGAAACCGUGCUGAGAACAUUACCUACAGUUCCACUCCUCUUGGUUUCAGGUGGUGUUUUGCUGGGUUUGUUGGCCGGUAUUUUCGCCUUGGAGGUGUACCUUGUUGAAUUGUACAAUGGUCCCCUAAAGUUUUUGCUUACAUUGCUUCCAACUGUCGCGUUCCAGGCGUGUACAAUUCCAUUCUUCAUGAUCUAUAGAGUGGCUGCUAAGAAGUUGACCGAUUUGGAGAACCGACGCACUGAGAAGGAAUAUGCUAUGUCCUUCAGUCGUAAAGUAUUCUUGUUUAAUUUUAUGGUUUCGUACACCGCUUUAUUCCUCACUGCAUAUGUGUACGGACCCUUUUCCAAACGCAUUGUUGCACAUUAUAGUUCAAAACUUAAUGUUUUCUCCAGGUUCCACACUGACAGCUUUCAGGGAAAUCCCUUGAGAUUACGAAGCCAAUUUCUCUACUUUCUUACUAAUGCGCAACUGAUUAAUUUCAUUACCAAUCUGUUGGUUCCGGCGGUUUUACGUGCGGUUAAGAAAUUGAUUAAGCAAAAGAGAAAAAGUGUGCCUUCUAUUGUUAUUCAAGAUGAUGAACUUGAGCAUGAGGUUUUGGAGUCUUACAGAGCACAAUCCGAAUUGCCUCCAUACGACUCGUAUACUGAUUAUCGGGAAAUGAUAAUCCAAUUCGGAUAUGUUGUUAUGUUUUCCCCCAUAUUCCCCUUGGCGCCAGUAUUUUUCCUUGUCAAUAAUUUCUUUGAAAUUCGUGGUGAUAUGGCCAAAAUCACAAACGAGAUGCAACGUCCUCUUCCAUCUCUGAAAGAUAGUAUUGGUUUGUGGAAUCAGUGUUUGCAGUUGCUGAGCUGGCUCGGUAGCAUGACCUUGACAUCUCUGUGUUACUAUUACACAUCUAAUGACGCAUUUUCCUCCAAGAGUAUGCCCAUUGCGAUGUUGAUUGCAUUGUUCGCCGAGCACGUUUGGGUAUUGCUUCGUUACUUCGCAGUGUCUAUUUUGCCAGUAAACGAGGAAGAAGGACAGCCUUAUGCUACACGGAAGCGGUAUCUCGAGGAGCACCCUCUUUCUGCCGAGAAACGCUCACUUGAGGAAAAGAGUGAAGAGAUCGAUACAUCUGUUUUCGUUGACGCGGAAAAGGUGUUGGAUGUUUAUUUAAAACAGGAAACGAAGAAAGAUCGGUGAUAAUGUUAAAAUAAAAAAAAAAUCGAAGUUACACUCCAGUAGUGUGAACGAAAUUUGUUAACUGACGAUAUAACUGCAGGCAGUUUCUAAGCAAAAUAUAAUGCAAACUCUGGGACACAACCUGGUUUACUACGUUUGUAAUAAAAAGGAUUUACAUGUCAAAUCCGAGAAGAACAUCACAGUUUUCUGUAAAUUCUCCUGAUAGCAAUCUACCCUAAAAAAAUAAGCCUGUUGAAGUUAUUCACUAAUACUUUGUUUCUUAGUUUUGAUUCCACAUUCUCAGGACUAGUUUACAUUCAUAAAUUUAUUGAAACUACCAAGGAGCUGAAGCAUUUUCGCAUUAUGUAUUGUAAGCUAGUUUUUCUUUGAAGGGAUUGUAGUAACUCUUUUUCUUUAGAAUCUUUCCUGAGUACGAAUAAAUACUUACUGUGAUUGCAGAUUCUAUGCUUAUAGCAAAUUUGAUAUUCAAAAUUGGUAACGCAAAAUACAGAUCUAAAUAAACAUGACAAAGGAAUUGUGUGUCUCCGAGUUCCAUUAUCAGUUUUACUAAAUUCAUAAGAUUUUUUACAUAUGAUGUAAAAAGCUUUACUUUUCGAUUGCAUUAUUAAACAGUAUAAAUUAAUAAAUAAACUAAGUACGCAGAA